AUGAUCGGCUUUUUGCUUUUCUUUAACCUCUUGACCCUCGUCUCCGCCCACUUCACGAUCCAGUACCCGACCUGGCGUGGUGAUUCCUUCGCUGAUGGCGCCUCUCAGUGGAUCUGGCCCUGUGCCAACGCCAACCAGACCUUAGCCUCUGAGGUCAACCGCACCACCUGGCCUCUCACUGGCGGCUCCCUCCGAAUGCACGUCUCGCACCCCUGGGCCUUGACCUACAUCAACUUGGGCCUCGCCGUUGGCAGCGGAGGCGACAACGAAGCCACACACUCGAAGCGUCAAGCCACCGAUGGUAACGGGAGUGACACCCUUGCUGCCAACGCGGUCCCCAGCUUCGACACAAGCCUGCUCGCUGUCUUCAACCAGACCGGCAACGGCACCUUCUGCCUGCCCGAAGUGGGACGCGCCGCGCUCGCGGGGCUCGAGGGCGUCAAGGACGGCGUGAACGCCACUAUCCAGGUUAUCCAGAUUGCGCACGGCGGCAACGCGCUCUACAACUGCGCUGACAUAACCUUCUCAUCCAACGCAACGCUCCUGUCCGGCGAUGACUGUGUUAACACCACCAAUGUAGGCGGCUACGACGUCCUUGCAGCGGAGGCUAGCAGCACCAUCAGCAGCAAUGGCACCUCUCCAACGGCUACGAACUCUGGCGCAGUUGCUACGCCGGGCUUAAUGAUGCUUCGAGGCAUGGCUGUCGUGGCUGCCAUUGGCUUGGCCAUUGGCGUCGGGUUCUAA
This is a messenger RNA of Aplosporella prunicola CBS 121167, 744 nucleotides long. RefSeq lists its product as uncharacterized. Bases 1 to 744 code for a protein of 247 amino acids. The record is from RefSeq and is a predicted model, not a curated record. The transcript has 4 exons. Lineage: Eukaryota; Fungi; Ascomycota; Dothideomycetes; Botryosphaeriales; Aplosporellaceae.